Molecule: messenger RNA, 2347 nt
Organism: Hibiscus syriacus
Lineage: Eukaryota; Viridiplantae; Streptophyta; Magnoliopsida; Malvales; Malvaceae
Exons: 2
Coding region: 199-1326 (375 amino acids)
Source: RefSeq, a predicted model, not a curated record
UUCUAUUUUUUUGGUCAUGGAGAAAUUUUCAGCUUUGCUUUAAAUUUCUUCUUUUUAGCAAUUUCACCACUAAAAAACUCUUAAUUGUUGUUUUUUUCAGCUAUUGGAUUGAUAUUCUUUUGUUUGCUCUUUGUUUCGUUUAAUUCUAGCUCAAAGAUCGGAAAUUGAGAAGAAAUAAAUUUAUAUAUAGCGAGAGAGAUGGCGCUUGAAAGAAUCGACUUUGGAGUUGAAGUUAGGAAAUAUGUGGUGAUAUCAGUUAAAACAUUUCAUAGUUUUAUUUGUAAUCAUCAAUUUUUGGUUGGUUUGGUUUGCUUUUUAAUUUUUCUGUAUAGAUCAUUUCCAUUGUUGUUUUCCUUCUUGGUUACUGCAUCUUCUGUUUUGGUUUGCACUGCUGUUUUGCUUGGUAUCCUUUUGAGUUUCGGGUCGCCAAACAUACCUGAAAUCAACGAACACGAAGAAGAGAAUGUUAGUCAUGAAGUUUCACCAUUGAAAACCAGGAGUGCCGAGGAUGAUACUGUUGUCAAAAGAGAUUUUACCGAUGAUGAUUUUGUUGUACAAAGACAUGUAGGGAAGAGGUGGGAUGCAGUAGAUAAUGCUGAUGAGAAAGUUACUUUAGUCGAUAAUGAGGUCAAUGGAGUUGAGGAAGGUGACAUUUCAGUUCUUUAUAAGCUGUUAGUCAAUGAUGAUUUGGAUUCUAAGGAUAUUCAUUGCGAGAAUGGGGUGGUUGAUGAGGUGGAGGGACUGUUGAGUCAUUCUCUGAUAGAGAUGACGACUGAAAUUCGGGAGGAGAUGCUAGAAAGUGAACGGGUGUCAAGUUUGAGGGAGGCUGAGGAGUGUCAACAUAUUUUGGCAGAUGAAAUAGGAGAUAGGAAUCUUGAAGCGGUUGAUUGUAAACUCACAUCCGAUGUUGAUGAUGGUCCAAGGGGUAGUGAAUCGGAUUCUUCUCUGAUUUUUUCUUGGAAAUGUGUUGCGGACAAUGAGGAUGCUGGUGAUGAUGGUAAGGAUGACGACGAAGAUGAUGAAUCUUCAGAUUCUGGUUCUGGUGGUGCUGAGAGUUCCUCUCCUGAUGCUUCACUGGCAGAUAUAAGCCUGAUGCUUGACGAGUUGCAUCCGUUUUUAGGAUCAGAAGCUACACAGCCUGCUCAUUUGUCUCGUCAUGGUUUGGAUCCUGCCUCGGAGAGUUCUGGUGAUAGUAGUAAUGAUGGAAGUGUUGACUCGGAUGAAUUAGAAGAUGAGGGAGACAGAGAUAAUGAAGAGGAAGGAGGAGAGAAGGGAGAUGAAGAGGAUGAAAGUAAAUCUGCGAUUAAAUGGACAGAGGACGAUUAAAAGAAUCUCAUGGAUUUAGGGACUUUAGAGCUUGAAAGAAACCUACGAUUGGAUAAACUUAUUGCAAUGAGAAGAGCCCGCAAAAGCAUGAGAUUGAUGGCUGAGACGAAUCUAAUAGACUUAGAUAGUGCUGAUAUUCCCUUAAAUUUAGCACCAAUUUCUACCUCAAGAGGUAACCCUUUUGACCUUCCAUAUGAUUCCUACAAUGACCUCAGGUUACCACCCAUUCCUGGGUCAGCUCCAUCAAAUUUGCAGCACCGAAGAAACCCUUUUGAUAUUCUUUAUGACUCGAGCGAGGAAAAACCUGAUCUUAAAGGAGACAGUUUCCAAGAAGAGUUUUCAGGUUUUAAUCAAAGAAUGGCUACCCAAAGGGACUCCUUCUUCAGCCGACAUGAAAGCUUUAACGUUGGAUCAUCUUCUUUAGUUGUUCCUCGACAAGAGCUUAAGUGGAAACCUUAUUUUGUUCUGGAGCAAUUAGUACCAGAAGAAGCUAGCCCUUCCUUAUUCCAAAGGCAGUCAAGUGAAGUUAGCGAGUCAAAGUUGAGUUCUGUUCUUGAUACUGAAUCAGUGAGUUCAAUUGUGGAUGAGGGGGACAACAAGCCAGAUAAGCAAGACGUCUCUCGAGAAACUGAACCAAUCUUGAAUGAAGAUCGUGCUUCUGUCAGUGAUGAACAGGAAAGCACUUCCUAUGACGAUGUUGAAUAUGUGGAUGUUGACCUAGUUGAGAAUAGAGAUGUUCAUCAUGAUGUGGCUGAGAUCACAUUAGGAGAUGGAGAAAGUCAGCUGGAUAUUGAAUCAAUGUCUGAAGCUGGUGUGACUACUUAUUCUGAACACAAUGAUAGUGAAGCUAAGAACAGAGAUGUUCAUUAUGAUGAAGUUGCGAUAACGUUGGGAGAUGGAGCUCCAGCUACCACUCAUGUGGAAUUCAAUGCAACUGAAAUUCAUCCCAGAAUUGAGCCAGCCGAGGAUGAUGAUAGCAAUAGAUCAAGUUUGUCAUCAUUGUCGAAACGAUUUUUUUUAA